Molecule: messenger RNA, 3903 nt
Organism: Penicillium brasilianum
Lineage: Eukaryota; Fungi; Ascomycota; Eurotiomycetes; Eurotiales; Aspergillaceae
Source: the annotation of a GenBank genome assembly
UGGAGCUACUACUCCUUGAACCGCACGAACGCUUGCUUCAUUUCAAAUUUCACUGUCCUUUAUCUUUUGUGUUCUUAAAGCCACGGCUCUUCAAGCGAGCGAAACGCAAGACACGAGCUCCCACGCCUGUCGCGCUCUUGUCCCCUCUUCCUCGCUCUCUUCCGUCCACACCACCACCCCUCCUCCGUCCGUUAUUAUUGCCCUCCUUCGUUCUUUCCUCAACAGCUUUCUAUCCCUUCUUAUUGGGCUCUAAGGCCCCCUUCCCCUCGAUCGAAUCCAGGCUUCUUAUCCCGCUCGGUCUCGACAACGCAGCCUCAUGAAGUUUUCACUGCCAGUCUCGAUCCUCCUCUCCCACGAUCUUCCUUGCCGCUUCAUCUGCCCGAUAUCCGGUCACAUCUCGGACUAAAGCUCCUGGAGCUUCGUCGGUCGACUCACCCACUCCGCGGUCGGAGCAACACAACUCGGUGCCCAAUGAAUUGUGACCACGGAUAAAUCUCUCGCUCGCAAUGAGCCCCCCUUCUCCUAAGAAGAAAACUGGCGGCAAUCCUUCUGGCCCGCGACAGAUCCGCUUCGUUGCUACCGAUGGCCUACCCCAAACCAAACGCCGCCGGGUCAACGCUGCCUGUUUAACCUGUCGCCGGCGCAAGAUUAGAUGUUCUGGAGAACAACCAGUCUGUAAGACCUGCUCCGACUACAAUCAUGUCUGCCUCGGCUAUACCGAUUCCACUGCCCAUUUGCGAUCACAAUCCGACUCUGCAUCCCGCUCACAAGCCCCUCCUUUGACCGGCUCCAAAGAAGCCAGCCAGCAAGUCGCCAGGGCGGUGGAGAGCUGUUCCCCAGAGCCCCCACCGACAUCCGGACCCCGGGUCAAACCCGAUAAAUCCCCGCAAGCGCCGAAACACUUGGAAAAGAAUGUAUCUUCCAGAGAUACAUCGUCGCGCACGCAUAAAGAGUCGGAUUUGCUUGGGAUGGGGGAUAGUCCAGAGAGCGGCCGAACCUCCGUGAGCUCUAGCAACCGCACUCAUGUUCCAUACUUUCGAUAUUUCGGACCAACUGCCAUUGUACCGGGCUUCAAGCAAAUGGUCGUCCAAGUCCGAGGUUCGCGAAAAAGUAAUCCCUCGAUGUCAUCAGAUUCGCUGUCUCCAUUGCGAAGUCCCAGGCUAUCUGAUGCUCCAGUCAACCUGGAAGCCGCCUUGUUAGUUCCCCGGGACGAUCGCGACGCCAACACGAUCCCAUUUUACGACCGCGAUGACGCUUUACCCGUUUCAAAUCUUGUUUCUCAUUUAUGCGACUUGUUUUUUGCACAUCUCGGCUGUAGCUUUCCAUUUUUGCAACGAGAUCGCUUUUUGCAGGAUCUCAAAGACAAGAAGAUCGAUACCAUGUUGGUGGAUGCGGUAUGCUCUCUGGCGGCCAGAUUCUCUCCUCACCCUCUACUUGGGCCCCCUCAAGCGCCGCCUAUUGAUCGCUCACAGCCACCAGCCGAUGUCAACCUCUGUGAACGUGGUUUGCCUUUUGCCCAUCGAGCGAUGAACGCCCUUGUGGAUGCACUUGCCUGUCCCACAUUGUCGGCCGUUCAAGCCUGUCUAUUACUGGCGUAUGAGCAAUUUGGAUCUAAUCAUGAUAGCGGUCUUUGGAUGUAUCUCGGCAUAUCUAUUCGCAUGGCACAGGACCUUGGCCUGCAGAAAUUGCAAGGUCUCAAGUAUAAUUACGGCCAGAAAGGUGUUACUCCCAGCGCAGUUGUGACUGGACACGCUGGAAAGCUUCGAGAGGAUCAGUACGAUGACUUAGGCGCUCACCAGAGCCCGAAAAAUAUUCCACCGGUGAUAGGUGCCGAGCGUGCUCGAGAACGUGAAAGGGUGGACUCGUUCUGGAGCAUUUUCUUCCUUGAUCGCGUCAUCUCCUCUGGGACGGGCCGCCCCGUGACACUACGCGACGAAGAUAUUGAGCUGUGUUUUCCCCUUCAAUCCGAAUCUCAGCUGCCUAAUGGAUGGCCUGCUCCGUUUCCACCUUUAAUUCGCAUCAUCCAUCUUUAUGGAAGAGUGACCGAUUUGAUCAACGGGAUCCAGGAUGCCAAUCAUGUCACCUCAGAUACGCUCAAGAGACUGGCUGGUAUGGAGAGCGACUUGACAGGCAUAUAUCAGCGAUUAUCACCACGGCUACACUUCAAUGCCGCCAAUUUUCAGGCAUAUGUGAAAGCCAAGGAAGGGACCAACUUUAUCCUGCUGCAUUUUUGGUUCCAUACUCUCAUCGUUCUCCUCCACCAGCCAACGCUCCUCAACUCUUUCGGCGGCACAAUCCAGCAUCUCUACCCCAAUAGUCGUGAACUUUCCAUGUCUUCUGCCAAGACGAUUGCUGAUAUCCUGUCGUUCUCGGAAUUGGUCGACGGAAAGAGCUUUAUCGGCAACCCAUUCACGAGCCAGCCGAUGUAUAUCGCAGCUUGUGCAUUCCUAAUGGAGAGUGCAUAUUACUCAUCGCCUUCAUCGAGGUCUACUUCACCUCCGCCCCAACCACUGCUGGGCAGCCAAGCCAGUGGGUUUGUGAUGCCGUCCAUGGACUGCCCAAAUGGUACUGAGCGCAACUCUACAGCCAAGCACAUUCUUCUUGCAUCUGCUGCCAAGGAGAAUUACCAACGCUGCUACAAAGCCCUCAAAGCUUUGGAUGCGUAUUGGGAGGGCACAAGGUAUAUCUUGACAGUUCUGGAUCAAAAGGCUAAAGGCAUCGUCGAUCCGCUUCUUUACACGGUUGAGGAUAUGGAGAAUACCGCUCAAUUUCCCCCGGUACAAAUACUCGGCGCUGCUGGAUGGCCUGGAACUAAAGCUGCGGACCCAGCUCAAGGCUCCGAUAGACCUGUGACUGAGCCCGUGCCUGAUCGAGCCUUGUCACCCAGGAUCGAUCCUGGUCAAGCCAUUGGAUGGGCCUUGACUGGAGCCACUAAUUCCUCGCAGCCCAACCUGAGCUUACUCUACCAGAUGCCUUCCACCCAGAAUCUCCCUAUUUCCGGCAAAUCUGCUCACUCGUCGCAAUAUCACCAUACCUAUCCAGCUGUGCCGGCUCCGACGGGUAUGGCGCAGAGCUCAAGCUCUUCCUUCUCACCGACUGUUCCACCAACCCGAUCUCAAGAUGAAAGCAAAGCAUCUUCCUUUGCGCCGAUCAGUUCCAAAUUCUCCACAGUCCAAUCUCACUUAAUUGGCAGUGAGCCUCCUUACUUCUUGGGAAUGAGCUCUCCAUAUCCCGAGUCAAAUACUCAGGCAUCCGCAACCACCCACUCGGGCUAUAACCACAGCCUUCCGUCUACUCAAACUCCUCAGUAUACUUACUCCAUGGCCUCUACAGCCAAUCCGCAUGCCAAUAUUGCCCAUUUGGGAUCCAGGCCCGGUGAUAUGCACCCCGGCAUUCAUCAUACAGGUGGCAUGAUGAUUGAAAGUCAUGAUGUGGACAUGAACACCUUGCAACAGCAGGAGUCAUUCCCUUUUUCCAAUGGCGAGAUCCUCCCGUGGCUGGAAUACCUGCCACAGGAUGUUCUCAGCUUCUUCGGAGAAACCCAAAAUUUCCCCAUGAUGAGUCCCGACGAUACCAAGCCCCAGCCUCCCCAGUGAUGUUUGAUUGAUGGUGUUUCUUCCAUUACCGUACAUACUUAUUUCUUGGCAAAACUUCAUGCACUAUGUUUUUGUCUGUUUAGCGUUGUCAUUUUGAUCUUUUUGGGCUGGGAAAACUUCUGUACUACUUACUGGUGUAUUGUGGAUGGGAAUUUCCCCGGGCAGCACAUAGAACGCCGUCACGGGUUUUCUGACAGGCUUUGGUCAAUGGAAGUUUGAAUACCUCGAGUAUUCUGCUUACUGAUUCGGUUUCUCUGGGAAACAUCACAUUGAUGAACUGAGUCCAAAGUAAUAAUCUAUCUCCGAC